This is a messenger RNA of Plectropomus leopardus (leopard coralgrouper), 674 nucleotides long. NCBI's taxonomy places the organism in Eukaryota, Metazoa, Chordata, Actinopteri, Perciformes, Serranidae. The record is from RefSeq and is a predicted model, not a curated record.
AAUGCGUUGAAGUCGACCCAUGACCGCAGCAUCGCCGAUCACCUGACGCCGGGCGACCGGGCACUGCUCUGGCUCUGCUACAUCCACCUGACGGAGUUUGAGCGGCUGCCGGCGGCCCUGUUGGACCCGGUGGAGUCCGGCUCAUCCAGACUGGUCAGCAGAGAGUCCUUCCUGCUGCCCUGGAGGACGCCGCAGGACGUCAGCACGCCACCACACAUCCUCAUCGCACUCUUCCAAGACGCCAUCCGUCAGUGCAGCGAUGAGUCUGAGUCUCAGAGUGAGAGGACACUGGCCUGCCUUCCUCUUCACACCAACCUCAUCUUCCUGAACCAGCUGCUGGACAGGCUGGACGAGGGUGUGGCUCUGUGCGAGUCCUUGCUGACGUGCUGUCCCGAGUCAUGCGCCCUGCGGGACGCUCUGGCAGAGCUGCACAUGAGGAGAGGGGACGCAGAGCAGGCGGUCAGCGUGUGGCUGCACGCUCUGGCCGAGUGUCCCGACAACGCAGAGGUCUUUUACCACUGCUGCAAGUUCCUCAUGACCCAGGACAAAUCGAGCGCCAUCGCCCCGCUGUUCAGAGGCUUCGUCCUGUCGCUUUGUGACGACCAGCAGAGUCAGAGGAAACCCGUGGACGUCCUGCGGUGAGUUGAGAUUAGCUGAUGAUGGUGAUGAUGAUG